This is a messenger RNA of Rotaria sp. Silwood2, 522 nucleotides long. NCBI's taxonomy places the organism in Eukaryota, Metazoa, Rotifera, Eurotatoria, Philodinida, Philodinidae. The record is from the annotation of a GenBank genome assembly.
AUGCAAGCUCUCGGUCUGGAUGUUGCAAAGCCACCAUUUCUCGAUGGUAAAAAACAAUUUUCAGCCGAAGAAGCAAAUCAAUCUAGAUGCAUUACAAAGGUGCGGUGGGUUGUAGAGGUGACAAACUGUCGUAUUAAACAAUUUAAAUACUUUGCCAAUACCAUCGAAAAUUCGUCAUUAAUUUACUUAGAAAGCGAUCUCUCAAUUGUAUGUGCUCUUAUCAAUAGCUAUGAACCACCAAUGGCAGCAUCAAAACUAGAAGAUUCAGAAGUUAGUCAAAAAAUUAUGAAACUACUUCAUCAAAAAAAUAGAAUUCAGCUGCUCCUCGAAAAAAACAAUCUCAUUAAAGGAACUUCACAAUGGGAUACAAUUAAUCAUGAUGAAAUUAUGGAUUGCUUUCCGAUUAUGUCAAAAGAAGAUGUGGGAGAUUUAACUUUCGGUAACAGAAAUGAACAACUUAGUCACCAAAUUAUACAAAUGGGAAAAGCUAAAUAUAGCAAAGAUGUUGCAAUUAAAACAUAA